GCCAAGUGAACCACCACCCAAAUUGAUUAGUCCGGUUGUUCGUUGCGGUCGGAAGGCUAAGCGGUAAUUGUGUUUUAGCGUAUACAUACAUUGCAAUUGGUUUCCGAAUUUGGUAAAAAGUACUCACAUUUUGCAGCAAAAAAAUGGCUUCUGGAGUAACUGUCUCGGAUGUAUGCAAAACCACAUACGAAGAAAUCAAAAAGGAUAAGAAACACCGCUAUGUCAUCUUUUACAUUCGCGAUGAAAAGCAAAUUGAUGUAGAAACUGUUGGAGAUCGCAACAGUGAAUACGACCAGUUUCUAGAUGAUAUCCAGAAGUGCGGUCCCGGCGAAUGCCGAUAUGGUCUCUUCGAUUUUGAAUACAUGCACCAAUGCCAAGGAACGUCAGAGAGCUCAAAGAAGCAAAAGUUGUUCCUCAUGUCAUGGUGUCCCGAUACUGCUAAGGUUAAGAAGAAGAUGUUGUAUUCCAGUUCUUUCGAUGCUCUGAAGAAAUCCUUGGUCGGCGUCCAGAAGUAUAUUCAAGCCACUGAUUUGUCGGAAGCAUCUCGUGAAGCCGUCGAGGAAAAGCUUCGAGCUACUGAUCGUCAAUAGACUACCACACAAGAUCGAAAGUAUGCCUGUGCAAUGCAUUUAACAUAAAAUCCACAAUGUGCAUGAAUCAGCGAUUACAUUUGUAUUCGGUCAAGAUCGCCAAUUUGUAUGAAAAUUUUCUACAUAAUUUGUAUUUUCAGUAUAAAUAAAGAAAAUUAAUUUAACAA
Molecule: messenger RNA, 757 nt
Organism: Drosophila nasuta
Lineage: Eukaryota; Metazoa; Arthropoda; Insecta; Diptera; Drosophilidae
Gene: tsr
Product: Cofilin/actin-depolymerizing factor homolog tsr
Exons: 4
Coding region: 144-590 (148 amino acids)
Biological process (GO): actin filament depolymerization
Cellular component (GO): actin cytoskeleton
Molecular function (GO): actin binding
Source: RefSeq, a predicted model, not a curated record